AUGAGGACAGCCGUCCGUAACGCCCCGGCGGCUGCCGCCGGCCGCAACGCCGUUCCCGCCGCCGCCGCCAACUUCGCCACCGCCGCUCCCAAGGAGACCAAGAAGCGCGCCUCGUCCACCACCACCAAGGCCAAGGCCGGCACGUCCAAGGCCUCGGCUGCUUCCGCCGCCGCCGCCGCCGAGAAGAAGCCCAAGGCCAAGGCUCCCAAGAAGGAGAAGCUCAAGCCCUGGCAGGCACGCGGUGCCGACGGCAAGCUCCUCCCGCUUCCCUCGGCCAGCAAGCCCACGCUGCGCUCGUCGUUCCUGAUCUACAUGUCGGAGCGCGUCUCGCAGCUCAAGGGCGAGGCCCAGUACCAGAAGACGUCGCCCAAGACCGGCGCCCAGGUCGUCGACAUUGUCAAGAUGGCCAAGGCCGUCGGUGCCGAGUGGGCCCAGCUGCCUCCCAACCAGAAGGCGCGCUACGAGGCCCAGCACGAGCAGGAGAAGGAAGAGUACGAGCGCGCCCUCGCCGAGUGGAAGGCCGCCCUCUCGCCCGACGACAUCAAGCGCCAGAACGCCUACAUUGCCUCGCAGAAGAAGAAGGGCAUCAAGGGCACCGCCUUCCUGCGCGACCCCGCCAAGCCCAAGCGUCCCAACUCGGCCUUCUUCGAGUUCCUCAACGACCUGCGCGCCAGCGAGUCGGUCAUCCCCAACAUCACCGAGUUCAGCAAGCGCGGCGGUGAGCGAUGGAAGCAGAUGACGCCCGACCAGAAGGCACCAUACGAGCAGCGUGCUCUGCAGGCCCUCGAACAGUACAAGCGCGACCUCGAGGUCUACAACAGCACCCGUGGCCCCGAGCUCUAG
This is a messenger RNA of Moesziomyces antarcticus, 843 nucleotides long. Its product is annotated as HMG-box. Bases 1 to 843 code for a protein of 280 amino acids. The transcript has a single exon. The record is from RefSeq and is a predicted model, not a curated record. Lineage: Eukaryota; Fungi; Basidiomycota; Ustilaginomycetes; Ustilaginales; Ustilaginaceae.